Eurytemora carolleeae is the source of this 1456-nucleotide messenger RNA. RefSeq names its product RE1-silencing transcription factor B. Bases 6 to 956 code for a protein of 316 amino acids. Lineage: Eukaryota; Metazoa; Arthropoda; Copepoda; Calanoida; Temoridae. The transcript is spliced from 2 exons. Gene Ontology annotation, biological process: regulation of gene expression. The record is from RefSeq and is a predicted model, not a curated record. Gene Ontology annotation, cellular component: nucleus.
AAAAAAUGUCGGAAAAUGAAAUGAUGAAAUGUGAAAUAAAAGCGGAAAUAAAACUGGAAGCCCCAGAAGACGAAACUGAUGAAUAUUCUAGGCCGACGAUGGAUUUAAUGUUUAUUAAACAAGAAGAUGUAAAUUUCAAUAUAGACCCAGACUUGAAAUUUGACCCUCACAUGAAAAUGAACCCUCAUCUGAAAAUGGACGCUGAUCUAAAAAUGGACCCCAACCUGAUAAAAGAGGAAACGAUAGUUUAUCCUAUUUAUCAUAAAUCAGAGAUUGAGGACGCCUAUACAGUCUUUAUAAAGGAGGAGGAGAAAGAAGAGAACGAAAUUAAAGGUAGUAUUCAGGAUCCUCUGAAAUCAAAACUGAUUCAUCAUUGUGAUCAUUGUCCAUAUGUUGCUGCCAGAUCAGGAACUUUAAAGAGACACACGGACAGCAAGCAUAAAGGGAUUAGGUAUCCCUGUGAUCAAUGUGAGUAUACCGCCUCUCAAACAGGACUUCUGAAAAUACACAUAGCAUCAAAACAUGCAGGGAUACGAUAUAAUUGUGAUCGAUGCGAAUAUUCAGCAACGCGGCGGGGGGAUUUGAAGAAACAUUGUGAAACCAAGCAUGAUGGAAUACGGUAUCCUUGUGACACCUGUAACUAUAUUGCGACUCAGCCUAAAUAUCUAAAAAGACAUAAGGAGAUAAAACAUGAAGGAAUAAGAUAUCCCUGUUACCAAUGUGAAUACGCCGCAACUCAGAUGGGAGACUUGAAGAAGCACAUAGAGGUUAAACACGAGGGAAUUCGUUACAAUUGUGAUUUAUGUGAAUACUCUGCAACGCGUCCAGGACAAGUUAGAAAACACAAAGAGAGCCAACAUAAAUUAACUUAUAAUUCAUUUCAUUUUCCUCCUUUAGAAAUUACACAACUUAUUUAUUCAACACCGGAAGCCAGUAUCAUCAAUGAAAACAUGUAAAAUUUGUAUAAUUAUUAGUUUGAUCUCUAAUGUCCAUGGUCAGUGAUUUAAAUUUUCCUAAUUCCCCCCCACCACUUCUUCUAAAUUUCCAAUUAUAGAGCUAAAGUAUAUUUAUUUUGUGAAAUUUUAUUUAAUUCUCGUGAUAUUUGUUUUUACAAUUUUAGAAUUUAAAUGUUUAAGUUAAAUCUCGAAAACCUCCCAUAUACGGACUGGAUCCACAGUUUUAUUUUUUUUAAUUAUAAAAAUGUGGAGUGUGAUAGUUGUCAUAUUAUUUCUUGUCUUCCAAACCAGUAACCAGUAAUAUUAAAGAUUAUUGAUACAUCUGUCUGUAAUGCAAUAGCCCCCCAGCUCCUAGAGAUUGUAAAAUCAAAAAAUCUUCCACAAAAUGGAGAAUCGAAUAUUUUAAUGUAAAAAGGCUCGAAUUUUUAUUUUAUUCUUAACAUACUCAACAAACCUUAUUUCAGAUAUCACAAUAAUUAUUAAUACCCCCCCCCCCCCCC